GAUAAACCGCGAAAGGCUUUAUCAUACGCAAAUAUACCCCACACAGGUUUAUCCGCCCAGAUAAACAGUACAGGGAUAGAUCAUUACACGGAUUUUUUUUUCAGUGUUGCAUAUUUUGCAAUCGUCCAGAUACGAGAUUUUCUUGAAGAUUUAGCUGAUGUACGUUGUAUUGAUCGAAGUGAUGUAAAUUUAUGUAUUCAAUUGAAACAAUUGUUAUUGAUUCAGAUUGAAAAAUAUUUUAUUGGAAAAGAAGAACAAUGGAAAAUAUUACAAAAUUAUGCUUAUUUUGAUCCCAUUGGUUAUGGAUGUUUGAAUCGACGAGAACGACGUGCAAUUGAAAGUAAUAUUGUGGCUUCAUAUGAACAACGUAUCUUUCAAGAAGCCGAUGAAGACAUUUUCGAACAAACAGGAUCGACAUUUGAUUCACAACAAAAAGUUGAACAAUCAUCUACAUCUUCCAUGGCUACAUUUCUUCGUUCAAUUGGUAAAAAAAAAUCAUCUUCAUCAUCAAAUGUCAGAUCAACUACAAAAAGCAAACUCAACGAAGAGCUGGUGGCUUAUCGAUCGUUAGCUCAAAAAGAAUUCAAUGCUGUUGUUGAAGAUGAUAAAAACUAUGAUGUGAUGGAAUUUUGGGAACAAAAUCGUUCAGAAUUGAAUGGUCUAUUUAAAAUCGCUUGUGGUCAUCUUGUUACACCAGCAACAUCAGUUGCUUCUGAAAGUGCUUUCAGCACAGCUUCUUACCUAUUAAGAAAACAACGAUCACGUUUAACUCCAGAUAACUUAUGUCAUUCAAUGUUUCUCAAGGACAAACUUCACGACGAUGGCAACGAGUCUGAUAUUGAAUAA
Messenger RNA from Adineta ricciae, 846 nucleotides. The record is from the annotation of a GenBank genome assembly. NCBI's taxonomy places the organism in Eukaryota, Metazoa, Rotifera, Eurotatoria, Adinetida, Adinetidae.